Hyla sarda is the source of this 3050-nucleotide messenger RNA. RefSeq names its product proline dehydrogenase 1 (gene PRODH). Bases 138 to 1991 code for a protein of 617 amino acids. The transcript has 14 exons. Gene Ontology annotation, molecular function: proline dehydrogenase activity; FAD binding. Lineage: Eukaryota; Metazoa; Chordata; Amphibia; Anura; Hylidae. Gene Ontology annotation, cellular component: mitochondrion. The record is from RefSeq and is a predicted model, not a curated record.
ACAUAAGGAGGCAGGAGCCAAUCAGAGUGCGGGGGUGUGUGGCUGGGGGCGGGGCUUCUUGCUCGUACAAUGACUGGGAAGUUCCCCAUCACACCCUCGUAGUCUCCUCAGUCUUCACGUGUGCUCCAGCAUCUUCUAUGGCGUGCAGCAAGAUGUCCCCUGUAAGACUAGCAGCCAGCCUCAGGCUCCCGUUCACACUACAACUACGGACGAGAUCCACAGCAGCUGCGGCCAAGGAGCAGGCAGCAGAGGAUGGAGCACAGGGGCAGCCAUGUCCUCCCCAAGUAGAUCACAUAGAGAGGAGUGACAACCUGCUCCACAAGCCUUGCCCUGCUGUCACUAUGAAUUUUGAGAACACGCAGGAAGCUUAUAAGAGUAAAGCCACAUGGGAGCUGCUCAGAAGUGUCAUGGUGUUCUGGCUCUGCUCUAUUGAUUCCAUUGUAGAACGGAAUCAGCAGUUACUCCAAUUAUCAAGAAAAAUACUUGGACAGAACCUUUUUGAGACAAUAAUGAAGAUGACUUUCUAUGGACAGUUUGUGGCUGGAGAAGAUCAGGAGGCCAUUAAGCCACUCAUAAGGCGAAACAGAGCUUUUGGCGUGGGGUCUGUCUUAGACUAUAGUGUGGAGGAGGAUCUUACUCAAGAGGAGGCAGAAAAGAAAGAAAUUGAAUCUUCCACUGCUGAAGCUGAAAAAGAAAAUAUUGGUACAGUGCAGCGAGAGAAAAAAUACCAAGUCCAGCCUGGCUUUGGUGACAGACGUGGAGGUGUCAUCAGUGCUCGGACAUAUUUUUAUGCUGAUGAAGCAAAGUGUGACCAUCACAUGGAGACCUUUUUGAAGAGUAUUGAAGCUUCUGGUGGAAGUUCUGAAGAUGGAUUUUCAGCAAUAAAGCUGACUGCAUUAGGAAGACCACAAUUUCUGUUGCAGUUUUCUGAAGUGCUCGUAAAAUGGUGCAGCUUUUUCCAUCAGCUGGCAGCGGAUCAGGGCAAAGCCGGGCUAAAUGCUGUUGAGAUUGAACUAGAGGUGGAGAAGCUACAAGAGAGCCUGGCAAAACUUGGAAUUGCUACAAAAGAUGAAAUUCAUAACUGGUUCACGGGCGAGAAUCUCGGACUAUCAGGGACCAUGGAUCUGCUGGAUUGGAACAGUUUAAUUGACAACAGAACCAAGCUUUCCAAACUACUUCUAGUGCCAAACUUACAGAGCGGUCAGAUAGAGCCCCUCUUGACCAGGUUUACUGAAGAAGAGGAUCGGCAGAUGAAGAGAAUGUUACAGAGAAUGGAUGUUCUCGCAAAGAAAGCCUUAGAAACAGGUGUUCGGCUGAUGGUCGAUGCGGAGCAGACCUAUUUCCAACCCGCAAUCAGCCGCUUGACAUUAGAAAUGCAACGUAAAUUUAAUAAGGACAAUCCCAUUAUCUUCAACACAUACCAGUGCUACUUAAAGGAAGCAUAUGACAAUGUGACUGCUGAUGUCGAGCUGUCUCGGCGAGAGGGCUGGCUUUUUGGUGCUAAACUUGUAAGAGGAGCUUAUAUGCAGCAAGAAAGGAGUCGUGCAGCAGAAGUGGGCUAUGAGGACCCCAUCAAUCCCACAUAUGAGAAGACUAAUGAGAUGUACCAUAGAUGCCUUGAUUAUGUCUUGGAGGAGAUCCGGCACAAUCGCAAAGCUAAUGUGAUGGUAGCCUCUCACAAUGAAAACACAGUAAAAUUCACUCUGAAAAGAAUGAAUGAGCUAGGUAUUUAUCCUGAAGAGAGAAAAGUGUAUUUUGGACAGUUACUCGGCAUGUGUGACCAGAUAAGUUUUCCUCUUGGUCAAGCAGGAUAUCCUGUGUAUAAAUAUGUUCCCUAUGGACCGGUCAAUGAAGUUCUACCAUACCUGUCUAGAAGAGCACAGGAGAACCGAGGCAUCAUGAAAGGAUCUACUAAAGAGAGGGAGCUUCUCUGGACAGAAUUCAAAAGACGCCUUCUAACUGGAAACCUUUUCUACACUCCCAGGUUCUAGAGGGACACAAAUAUGGGAUUAUAUAAAUUAUCGAUAACAAUUUAUCAAGGCAAUCUGUCCUCUAUUUACUUUAAUGGAAGCACAUUAUGGGCUGCUAGAGAGCAUCAAAUAUGAAAUCUAGUGUUUACCUUUGGGGAACAGUUUAAUAGCCAAUUGCAUUUACAGCACAAAAAAAGAUCUGCUCACUGCUGCUCAAAACAUGAAUUAAAGGGGUACCCCGGUGGAAAUUUAUUUUUAUUUGUUUAAAUCAACUGGUGCCAGGAAGUUAAACAGAUUUGUAAAUGACUUCUAUUAAAAAAUCUUUACCCUUCCAGUACUUAUUAGCAGCUGUAUGCUACAGAGGAAAUUCUUUUUCUUUUUGAAUGUUUUUGUCUUGUCCACAGUGCUCUCUGCUGACACCUGCUGCCCAUAUUAGAAACUGUCCAGAGCUGGAGAAAAUCCCAAUAGCAAACCUAUGCUGCUCUGGACAGUUUCUGACAUGGACAAAGAUGUCAGCAGCGAGCACUGUGGACAAGACAAAAAAAGAAAUUCAAAAAGAAAAGAAUUUCCUCUGUAGCAUACAGCUGUUAAUGAGUGCUAACUUUCUGGCACCAGUUCAUUUAAAAAAAAGUUUUCUCCGGAGUACCCCUUUAAGUGCUUCAGGUGUAUACAGGGAUUUUAUUUAAGAGCUUUUAGCCAGAUUUACCAAAUGGGAGGCUUUACUAAACAAUAAAUAAUAUGCAUUUAUACAGAGGAUAUAUUUAAAAUUAAAAUGGGGACCAUAUUACAUUUUGCACCAUAGUGCAUUACAUGUAAGUGGUGUGGGGUAACCAAAGAAAUGGCACUUUUUGACUUUCAGAUUUUAGAUUUUUGUGUUAUAAAAAUAGAAAACAUAGCACACUACCUAAUUAGUUCUAGCAACUGAAUAUAAACCACCCAAACAAUGGGAGCAGUAUAAGUAAUGGGGAACGAGGUAGAUGGAGGGUUUCAUAUAUGAACUCCUGAGAUAGAUACACACUGAAGGAAACAUGGAGUCAUUUUGUUAGGGAUGUUUAAAAAUAUAUAUUUUAUUGAUUACAA